GACAAAUUGAAAUUUAAUCAAAAUAAAUAAAUUUUGAUCAAAAUAAAAUUAAAUCAUAUAUUGUUUCAAAUUAAAAAUAAAAAUUGGUGACAACAAUGGUGCUAAAUGUAGACUUACAGCGUUCAGAAUGCUACAAGAAGGUCAAGAAACUUCUCUGCAAAUUUCCUGAAAUACGAGAUCAGAAGUAUGAUGAGAAGGCAAACAAAGUGACAAUUAAGGUGGUGAGCUGCUCGCCGGAGAAGAUCAGGGAAAAGUUAUGCUGCAAGGGUUGUGGAUGCAUCAAGAGCAUUGAGAUCAUUCCGGAUAAGCCUCCGCCUCCGCCUCCGCCUCCGCCUAAGGAAGUGAAAGUAUCUGUAGAUCUGAAAGGCCAGGUGUUUUGUUAUUGUAAAUGCUGUAGCGGAAGGCCUUGGGGCCCAUGUUACUGUGGCGGGCAAGUCCAAUGCGUUCCGUGUCAUGGGAAACCCGUUUGCGACAGCUGGUGCGGGUAUGGAAGCGGUUGUGGAGAAACUCAACGAGACUGCCCAAUCAUGUAAAUAUUAAAAACAAGAAUCUGUUUUGAAUCCGGCCAAGUUAAAUUCAAUAAUAAGUAACUAUUAUUUUAUAAAUUAGAUUUAUAAUU
Molecule: messenger RNA, 619 nt
Organism: Rubroshorea leprosula
Lineage: Eukaryota; Viridiplantae; Streptophyta; Magnoliopsida; Malvales; Dipterocarpaceae
Source: the annotation of a GenBank genome assembly